Messenger RNA from Penicillium crustosum, 2361 nucleotides. RefSeq lists its product as uncharacterized. The coding region runs from base 115 to 2058 and encodes 647 amino acids. Gene Ontology annotation, biological process: mitochondrial electron transport, succinate to ubiquinone; tricarboxylic acid cycle. The transcript has 6 exons. NCBI's taxonomy places the organism in Eukaryota, Fungi, Ascomycota, Eurotiomycetes, Eurotiales, Aspergillaceae. Gene Ontology annotation, molecular function: succinate dehydrogenase (quinone) activity; flavin adenine dinucleotide binding; electron transfer activity. The record is from RefSeq and is a predicted model, not a curated record.
AAGGAGUUCACUAUUCCACAAUCUCCCCUCUUUGCUAAGCCCGUCACCGACCCUCGGUGUCCUGCAAUUCUCUUGGUUCAUUAGGGAAACUCAAUUCUCUUUUGACCCGCCAUCAUGAGCUCCAUGAGCCUGCGGAGCCUAGCUCCUGCAUCCAAGGUUUCCCGUGUUUUGAGGGAUCAAAGACGUCUUUUCUCAUCUUCAAGGCCCGCAGCCCGGAUAUGGUCCAACCAGCCUUUGCGCGCUAAGGAAUCCAAUGGCUACCUGACCGACAAGUACCCUAUCAUUGAUCACGAGUACGAUGCCCUCGUUGUCGGUGCCGGUGGUGCCGGUCUGCGCGCUGCUUUCGGUCUGGCCGAGGCUGGAUUCAAGACUGCUUGUGUUUCCAAGCUUUUCCCCACGAGAAGUCACACUGUCGCUGCCCAGGGUGGUAUCAACGCUGCCCUCGGAAACAUGCACGAGGAUGACUGGAGAUGGCACAUGUACGAUACCGUCAAGGGUUCUGAUUGGCUUGGUGACCAAGAUGCCAUCCACUACAUGACCCGCGAGGCUCCGGCCAGUGUUCGCGAGCUUGAGGGCUACGGUUGCCCCUUCUCGCGUACCGAGGAUGGACGUAUUUACCAGCGUGCUUUUGGUGGUCAGUCCAAGGAUUUCGGUAAGGGUGGCCAGGCUUACCGUUGCGCCGCCGCCGCCGACCGUACUGGUCACGCCCUGUUGCACACUCUCUACGGACAGUCCCUCCGCCACAACACCAACUACUUCAUCGAAUACUUCGCGCUCGACUUGCUGAUGGAGGGUGGUGAGUGCCGUGGUGUCAUUGCCUACAACCAGGAGGAUGGUACUUUGCACCGCUUUAAGGCCCACCACACUGUUCUUGCCACCGGUGGUUACGGACGUGCCUACUUCUCUUGUACCUCUGCCCACACUUGCACUGGUGACGGUAUGGCCAUGGUUGCUCGUGCUGGUCUCCCUAACCAGGAUCUUGAGUUCGUCCAGUUCCACCCUACUGGUAUCUACGGUGCCGGUUGCCUGAUCACUGAGGGCUCCCGUGGUGAGGGUGGUUACCUGCUCAACUCCGAGGGUGAGCGAUUCAUGGAGCGUUACGCUCCUACCGCCAAGGAUCUUGCCUCCCGUGACGUUGUCUCUCGCUCCAUGACUCUGGAGAUCCGUGAGGGCCGUGGUGUCGGUCCCGAGAAGGACCACAUCUACCUCCAGCUGAGCCACUUGCCCGCUGAGCUCCUCCACGAGCGUCUGCCCGGUAUCUCCGAGACUGCCUCGAUUUUCGCCGGUGUUGAUGUCACUAAGCAGCCCAUCCCUGUCCUGCCCACCGUCCACUACAACAUGGGUGGUAUCCCCACCAAGUACACCGGUGAGGUUCUGGAUGUGGAUGAGAACGGUCAGGAGAAGGUUGUUCCUGGUCUGUACGCCUGUGGUGAGGCCGCAUGUGUGUCUGUUCACGGUGCUAACCGCCUGGGUGCCAACUCCCUGCUUGAUUUGAUUGUCUUCGGCCGUGCUGUGUCUCACCGUGUUCGCGACACUGCCACCCCCGGCAAGCCCCACAAGGAGCUUUCCUCCGAUGCUGGUGCUCAGUCCAUCAAGGACCUCGACUUUGCCCGUACCGCCGAUGGCCCUAAGUCCACCUUCGAAAUCCGCAACGCCAUGCAGAGAACCAUGCAGACCGAUGUCAGCGUCUUCCGUACCCAGGAGAGCUUGGACGAGGGUGUCGAGAAGGUCAACAAGGUUGACCAGUUGUAUGCCCAGGUCGGCACCAAGGACCGCAGCAUGAUCUGGAACUCCGACCUGGUGGAGACCCUUGAGCUCCGCAACCUGCUGACUUGCGCUACCCAAACCGCUGCUUCUGCUGCCGCUCGUAAGGAGUCUCGUGGUGCCCACGCCCGCGAGGACUACCCCGACCGUGACGACGAGAAGUGGAUGAAGCACACUCUUUCCUGGCAGAAGAAGCCCCACGGCGAGGUCAAGCUAGGCUACCGUGCCGUUGAGGCUAACACCCUGGAUGCGGAGGAGUGCAAGCCCGUCCCUCCUUUCAAGCGUACCUACUAAGCUCGCUAUUUCGGAGUCGACCCGCAGAGAAUACGGAGGAUACCACGGAGUUGUUUCAGAUGGACCCUAUCGACGCCCUCUCCCAGCCUCGUGGUUUUGAGGUGGAACUAGGGCUUGUGGCGUCACAAGGCCCCGUUUCAAGGGGGAUUAUCUAUGAAAAAGACCAUUUUUUUUGUUGACUGUGUUACUUACCAUCCUGUAUAGCCAUAUUUUUUUCCUUUAUCUUAACAGGCGAAGAGUUGGUGUGCUGAGUGCUUUUACCCUCAGUUUGUCUCAUAUGAUUGGAUUUAUUACUUCUUAAUG